AAAAUAAAAGACUAGCCCAACUGGGUUUUCAGUAAUGGGCCGAAAAGGAAGCCCACAAUUCUGUAAGAAGGAUUAGCUCUAAUUUCCUCUGCUUCGAUAAAAGACAAAAAACGAAACAACAAAAUGGCGGGAAAUUGUUUUUUUGGGGUUCGACAAAUAAGCAGAAACGUGGCGGCCGUAAGUGGCUCCACGGCAGUUGUACGAGAGUGAUAAUUUGUCUUGGUUCGAACCAGCCUGGAAACGGUAAUAUGUGUCCGUACAGCUUAAAAUCUCAUCUCAAUGAGAACAACGGAAAUGACGGAUUUGCCCCAAGAAAGCUGUAAAACGAGGGUAAAACGGGAACUUUCGACUUUAUUAGACGACGACACCUCUCGUCACUCUCUUGUCGAGACUCUUCUUACCAGAAGAGGUUUUUUGAAAUGGCGGCGAUGAAAUACAAAGGAAGUGUUUUCAUCAUAUCAGUCAUCCUUCUUCUUUCGUCCCCACUACUUGCUCACUCUUCUUCUACAAAAUCUUUCUUUUGGUUAGGAGAAACACAAGAUACGAAAACCAUGAAAAAGGAGAAGGAGAUUAACGGAGGAACAGCUAAUGAAGUUGAAGAAAGACAAGUUCCGACUGGAUCCGACCCUCUUCAUCAUAAACACCUUCCUUUUACUCCAUAGAUUCAUUCCUUUCAUUUUUCUGUUAUCUUCUGUUUCCCAUUGUUGGCAUAUUAGUUUGUAAUGCUUUUCACAUUCCAGUUUUGGGUUUUGUUUAUCCGAAUGUUUAAUUUUGUUAUUUCAGGUUGAAAAUGAUUAACUUCGUUAA
Arabidopsis lyrata subsp. lyrata is the source of this 807-nucleotide messenger RNA. Its product is annotated as CLAVATA3/ESR (CLE)-related protein 40. The transcript is spliced from 3 exons. The record is from RefSeq and is a predicted model, not a curated record. NCBI's taxonomy places the organism in Eukaryota, Viridiplantae, Streptophyta, Magnoliopsida, Brassicales, Brassicaceae. The coding region runs from base 420 to 662 and encodes 80 amino acids.